AUGCCGAACCCAAACCUUCAAGUGUCCUUCCUCAAGCCUGACGAAGCGGAACAAUACAUGCGCAUCCGACACGAGGUCUUCCGGUCUACAGUCAAUAACAUCCUCUAUUCUCGCGGUGAGCCUUCACAGAAGACACUUGACAGAGUGACCGAAGAGAUACGCGAUGGAGUCGUCAACAAAGGCAUUCUCUACCUCAAGUGCGUGGACAUAUCAACUGGCGAAAUGAUCGCUGGAGCUCGUUGGCGGCACAUUAGGCCAAAAGCAAAAGGUGCGACGGAAAGAACAUGGGCCGAGGUGGACGCCGAGUUUGCGUCCCCAGAACCGUACGAUGAGACUCACCCAGAGAUGCUAAACGGCCUAUACGACCUCUUCAACUCAAAUAAACGCGAGAUCCUUGGUACGAGGCCAUACUAUGUUCUCGACACUUUAGUCACAUUGCCGCAACAUGAGAGACGAGGGGCUGGAAGCAUGCUGGUGCGAUGGGGAUGCGACAGAGCAGACGAAGCUGGAGUGGAGGCGUACCUUGAAGCCAGUCUGAUGGGAGCGCCAAUGUAUGGAAAACAUGGAUUCGAGCCUGUGAAGGAAGUAGAGUUGGAACUGACGAAAUGGGGAGGAAAGGAGAAUAUGUCAUUCGUCCUUAUGCUACGACCUGCAAAAAGAGAGCGGUCUCCGUAA
Cucurbitaria berberidis CBS 394.84 is the source of this 675-nucleotide messenger RNA. RefSeq names its product acyl-CoA N-acyltransferase. The record is from RefSeq and is a predicted model, not a curated record. The coding region runs from base 1 to 675 and encodes 224 amino acids. The transcript has 2 exons. NCBI's taxonomy places the organism in Eukaryota, Fungi, Ascomycota, Dothideomycetes, Pleosporales, Cucurbitariaceae. Gene Ontology annotation, molecular function: acyltransferase activity, transferring groups other than amino-acyl groups.